AUGGAUCCAAAAGACCAAUACUCAGACUCCGUGUAUUCGGUGUCUCCUGAGUUGAGCCAGCACCAGAAGAGGGCCUCAGACGAUCUGCUUUUGAAGCAGCCAGAAAAACAUAUGUCCUAUCGUGAGUCCUACAGUCUGGAAAUCUCCCAUGGCUCGCUCCACCUUGCUGAAAUAGGCCAAGCUGUGCCCGUGCAUGUUUUCGACGGCAAGGAUGCCCGUGUUCGAAGCAGAACUGAUGCGAGCUUCGACGACGAUAUGUCGCUGAUUUCAGAGAGCCAGGUUCAUUUGGGCCGCCUCAACACUAUCAAGGGACCUACCUCGUCGUUAAUUGUACCCGAGUACACUGUCAACACGGCAGUAGAAAACGUGAUUCCUCCUAGACUGAGAAGAAGACCCGUUAGUGAGAUCAUUAGUCUGAGACCCAAAGAAACCACAAAUCACCAGCACCGAUUUUCACUUAAUAUCAGCGACGAUCUCGACAAGAUCAUGGAGAGUGCCAACGACUUGCAACACAAGGAGGAAGGAGUGGGAAGCUCCAAUGAAUCCCAGGAGUCUGGACCGGAAAGUGCUCCAGAAAGUGUUCCAGAAAAUGUUGUGGGGCAUUCAAGGCUCAACAGCAUGCUUUCCACUGAAAGUUUUGAGACCGCUGGUGAUGGAAGAUCUACCACAUCCUUAACACAUGAGCAUAAAGAAACCACCGUACCAAUGGUACUUCCAAAACGGCCAAAUCCUGACAACUUGGAAAGGGCAAGACAGGCAUCGCAUCAGUUCAGUACUGGAGGAAGCAUUGCUCUGCAAGAAAACACCGUUAGCCAAGAUAUGGACGACCUGGUGAACUCUGUCCAUCCAGGCACACUCAAUGCACUUGUGGGUAACAUAGAUGGAUUUGAGCCCGAUGUAGAGGGAUUGGUUGUCCAAGAAUAUCCCUCUAACAAGUUGGAGGCUGAAGUGGCUACUGCAAGCGGUAAGAGCGACCAAAAUAUUAGGGAUAUCAAUGAAAGAGGAGUCUAUUCAUUGGGCGAAGACAAUGCACCAAACAAUGAUAAGACUCCGACCAAAAUUGAGAGUGACGAUUUUCAGUCUACUACUUUGGGGUCGUCCAAUUCUCCAGGAUCGAAUCUUGGCCAAUCUUCAAAUAUCGGACAAUCUUCCAAUUUGGGCAAGUCCAUUGAUGAACAAGCCCUUCAGACCCCUUCAAAAGAGGCAACAAAGCCCAUGGGGACUAUCACUCCAGGAGUCCACAAUCCAGUCCGUGACUCACUUGCAUUCUCUCUCACUCCAGACCUCAAGGAGCUUGGUCAACCAGUGGAUCUUCGGCACGCUAACUCGCAAAGCUUGCGCACAGAAAAAGAGCUCCCACCACCUCCAGGCACAUUGCUUGCGCAGAGUGAGAUCACUCCAGGCAAAGUUGGAAGCUCUGUCUAUGCUCGCGACACCCCUGGUGAUGAUGGGUUCUACGACAUUGAGGACCCAGUGAUUGUUUCCAAGCCGGUAAGGUCCAAGAGUGUAAAGGAUAGCAUUCAAAACCCCAAACGCAAGACUAGUAAACGUAAGUCUAGUCGCAAAAAGGCCAGAGACGCAUCUAACUUUCAGCUCAAGCCAUUCUCGUAUAAUACCUUGAUUCAUCUUUUGGAGAGUGUAAAUGGCACAGUGAUUGGUGAGGAGUUUGAGAGCUUGAAUUUGCCAAUUCAGGAGAAGCAAAUGAUUGAGAAAAUCGUGGACUCCUUGAGUCGUUUGACUCUGGACAUGGUGAUAGACGAGAACAGAUACGAUGUCGGGAUGGAAAGAUUGGAGAAAGCACAUCGGGUCCUUGAGGGAUUUUUGUAA
Molecule: messenger RNA, 1827 nt
Organism: Sungouiella intermedia
Lineage: Eukaryota; Fungi; Ascomycota; Pichiomycetes; Serinales; Metschnikowiaceae
Source: the annotation of a GenBank genome assembly